Messenger RNA from Aspergillus niger, 1251 nucleotides. RefSeq lists its product as uncharacterized. The transcript has a single exon. NCBI's taxonomy places the organism in Eukaryota, Fungi, Ascomycota, Eurotiomycetes, Eurotiales, Aspergillaceae. The record is from RefSeq and is a predicted model, not a curated record. Bases 1 to 1251 code for a protein of 416 amino acids.
AUGGCCUCCGCGUCCGACGCGUCAAUCCAAGAAAUCCUAGAGGAUAUUGAACUCAACCAGGUCAUUCUGCAAAGCUUGGACGAGGAACGUCCAGAUGCAGCUGAAGACCGACAAGAGAUUCUAGAUGUCAUCAAACGCCUGGAAGCGCGACUAGCGGUGCUCCAAGGUCGUUCCACUGGGGGCCCGUCCGCUGCGUCUCCGCCACCUGGUCCAGUCCACUCGGGCUUGUCUUCUGCACAGCUAGAUGGUGCCUUUUCUGAUGCCCCGCAAAAUGCUGGUAGUACACCUUCGGUGGACUCGUCUUCUUCCUCCGAUGAUCGGUCUGUGUUGCGCUUUGAUGUCGCUCAUGAACCGUCGACUCUGCGAAAGCGUCUACACUUCAGCAGUGAGGAUAGCCACCCUGAAGACGAUGAAGAUGACUCGGACUCCUCGGAUUUCACAGACGACCUGGAGGCCCCAAAUCCCAGGCGACCAAAGCGGAUGCGUCGCGUUAGUCCUGAGGCUGAGCCUAGCAAUGAUGCUUCCGACGAUGACCUAGGAGACCCUCUCGCUGGCAAUGAACAGCUACGCCAGAUCUUGGGCAUCGACAGCGCCGAUAUCAUGCGCGAGAUCCAAGAAGAGCAAAGAAGGGCCGAGAAAUGGCUUGAGGAACGCAGGGAACAGGAGCGCCGUGACGCGGAAUUUGCUCGCCGACUUAAUGACUCCUUCUAUGAGCCGUCUGAGUCGCCGUCGUCUUCGCAAAGCAUAUUUCCUUUAAGACCUUCUGUUUCCGCUUCCGGUCCUGCUUUUGCGUCUAACAGACCUUCUAUGACGGACACUGACCGUUUCCCCGAAUCUCGGGCGCGAUCAAAACCAUCGGAUUCUCUGCACUCUCACCGUUCCCCCGUCAAUGGAACCCAAGAUUCCCAGCCCUUGCUUGGUAGCGAUGAUAGCGACCUUGCUGAGAUCACACCAUCCGACUUCCAACGCCAUUGCCACAUCUCAGCCGCUCCACAUGAGCGUCCCCCGCGUUGGGGCUCUUCUGCCCCUACGAUGCCUAACAGACCCGGUCUUCAACCCCAGCAGAGUCGUGGUCUCUACGCGUCUCCUGGGCCGCCAGCUGGAAUAGGAUCUGGAUCUGUGUUUGGUCCCCAUGUCAUGUCAAACACAAUGGCAAGACUCAACGCAGGCAGGGAGAUGUUGGAGCAAGCCGGAAGGAUAUUUUCGGCGGCAAUGACUCCAGGUCUUCAAACAUUCCCUACAUUGACUUAG